CAGAGGUCUCAACUCUCAAGUUUCCAUGGCCUCACUUCCUCUUAAUUUCUUCAAGAUAAUGAUUGGGAAUUUCAGGAAUGCCAUGUUCAUACCACCUAUAUGUAUUCGAACUCUUGAAGGCUUGCUUGAAAAAAACUGUUCCAUUGAGGAUUCUAAUGGACAUGUUUGGCAAGUUAAGUUGUCUUUGCUAAAUGGAUCUAUGGCUUUCACACAUGGAUGGAGGGAUUUUGUGUUGGAUCAUUCAAUAGCAGUUGGAGAACUUGUGGUGUUCAAGUAUGUUAAUUCUGGGUCAAAGUUUCAUGCCCAAAUUUUCGGUACAAGUGGUGCGGAGAGGGUGAAAUUAAUUCAGCCUGAAAAAUGUCAUGAAGAGUUGAAUUUGGACAAGACUGUCAGAAGAUCAUCGGUAAACAAUGAUUCUAGUAUUCAGGAUCAAGAGGAAAAAGAAAAACCAGAAAUGGCUGAACAUUGUUCAAACUGCAGCAAAGAUGAUCGGAAAAGGAAAAGUGUCAAAGUUGAAACACAUGAUGAGGAGAUACAUUUGAACAGAAUGAAAAUUAGAAAACUUGCAGAAAAUGAUUUGCUCUAUCUCAAUGAGAGCAUUAAGAAAGAUCUAGAAGAGAAAAGGGCAUGUUCUGUUGCACUUGACAAUGGAUUUUUUUCAAAGAACUUCGAUGGCAAAGUUGCUACUGAAUGCAAAAGCAUACCAAAAAAAUCCCAAGUUUGUGAUGAUAAGUUUGAGCCACCAAAUGUUCGGUUCUCUGCAACUGAGUAUAAACCACCGAUGCCACCAAUUGACAAGGACUCUAGGAAAAAUAAAGAAGUACACAAAACUUAUUCCAGAGACUAUCGGAAAACAGUAAACAAUGGAAUUCCUAAAUAUUCUGAAUGCGGCAAGGUACAUGUUGAAAAACAUGCUCAUAAACUGAAAUCUUAUGCUGUGUGUAGCAGAUAUCUUGGUGGUGUAAAGACUAAAAUUGUGAAACAAGAGCGUUGUCCUGCUCCUGAUAUCAAACCUGGCAGUCCUCAAGCUCCAAUUAAUGUGGAGACUUCAAAAUCUGAUAUCAAAAAGGUGUUUCCUGUACAAUGCUCGAAAGUAUACCAGAAAACUCAGUUGCCCAGCCAAAAAAUGAUUGAUAAAAAAGUGCACACUCCUGAAAGAGGUGCCAUGAGACCCAUCAAGUCUCAUAAGGCAGCUGCUGCAUGCACUGAAGCCAUUGGCAGAAAUCAAAAUCCAUCAAGAGGCAUUCUCAACAAAUAUCUUCUCACGGAAGAUGGCAUUUGUCACAUUGUCGAUGAUGAUUCUAUGACUACACCAGGGAGUUAGGAGAAGCACUCCUGUUGAAUUUUGUAUGGUUGAUAAGAAGGUUACUGCAUGUCAAGAUGGGGGAGCAAUUAUGCCUCAACAACUUGCUAUGGGAGGAUCUUUUCGUCAAGAUGGACAUAGAAAUCAUAUGGCACUAACAAAGAAGAUACAAAAUGAUCACCAUACCAAAUCAAAGUUGGAUCACUUGGGAACUUCAUCCAAGAACUUAAUUGUUGUUCCUGGAAAGAAAAAGGAACAUGAUUUGAUGAAGGGAAAAGAGCCCAAUGCAUUACAGGGAGAUCAAGGAAACAUGGUUAUCCCCAGUUCCAGGAAGAAAAAUUGUAUUCUAAAAUGUGAGGAAUUGAAUUCAUUUGACCUUCAUCACCCGAAUUCCAUCAAUACCAGAUUUUCAUUCCCAGUCAAUUCUCUGCGGCGGUUGGAGAUGCCGAAAAAGUUGCCAUUUUCUCUUGGACGAACACCGCAUAAUAGGAAGGUGAUUAUUCUCAAGGAUCCAUCGAUGAGACUUUGGCCGGUACUUUAUCUUGAGGACAUGAAGCACAUAAUUAGUGGCUGGAAGGAAUUUGCUGCAGCAAACAAAAUCCGACGAGGUGAUAUUUGUGAGUUUCAACUGAUCAGUGAAUCAGAAUACAUACUCCAAGUUCGAAUCACUAAAAAGUGAACACAGUCCUUGUUCUCUCGGCAAUUACUUGGCUCUCUCUCUGAUGAUAUUAGUCCUAUUCUAAGUUUCAAACUGAUAUCAUACUGUCUUUGAUAUGAUGUUAUAAUGAAGUGACAAACACAUAAAUUAUUAAAAUUCGCUCAUCGAUGUUGAUUAGUAUCUUUUGUGAAUAUAAACCAAAAAACUUUGAAAU
Dioscorea cayenensis subsp. rotundata (Guinea yam) is the source of this 2175-nucleotide messenger RNA. RefSeq lists its product as uncharacterized. The transcript has 5 exons. NCBI's taxonomy places the organism in Eukaryota, Viridiplantae, Streptophyta, Magnoliopsida, Dioscoreales, Dioscoreaceae. Gene Ontology annotation, molecular function: DNA binding. The coding region runs from base 26 to 1324 and encodes 432 amino acids. The record is from RefSeq and is a predicted model, not a curated record.